GGGGUGGGCGCUUGUAGGGCGGCUCAGUGCAGUGUUGGCCGCCAGCUCGCUCGGCGCGUACCAUGCAGAGCAGUGGGCUGGUUCUCUGGCUCGCGGCUGUGGUGUGCGCGUGUGAACCCUGCCUAGCGUCGUCGACUGCCAGUGCUGGCAUUAGCAGCAGCAACAGCGACAGCAACAGCAACUACUACUACUACCAUCACCACCAACGGCCCCGCGGCGGCAGCAGCGGCAGCAGCAGCAGCAGCAACACCCUGCUGGCCCUGGUGCGGGCAGCCACAGCCCUCCACCACCAACACCAUCAACACCAUCACCAUCGCCCGCCGCCGCCGCCGCUGCUGCUGCCCCAGCAGCAGUCUCCCCAACAGCAGCAGCAGCAGCAACAGCACCAUCAUCACCACCAUCUCCACCAACAACACAGACCGCCGCCGUCGCUGCUGCUGUUGCCCGCGAACGCCCAGCUAGAGUAUCCGCACCUCUAUCGUCGUCACAAUGUGGCCCGCGGAGACCUCCUUCCCAUCGAGCAGCAGCAGCAGCAGGAGGAGGAACAACAGCAGCAGCAAGAAGAACAGCAGCAGCAGCAGCUUUCUCAGCCCCAGGAUCAGUCGCAGCAGCAGCAGCAGCAGCAGCAGCCUGCUGGGGAUGAAGACCUGCAGCAGCUUCAGCAGCAGGAGAUACAGCAGCAGCAGCAGAUACCCGACGAGGAAAGAGGCGAAGCAGCGGCAGAGAAGCGGCGGCUGGCCUGGAGUAAAAGAGGAGGAAGCCCUGGAGUGGACGAGGAAGACGAUGACGACGACGGCGAUGCCCCUGUAAGCGUUGGGUCCGAAAUGGACGUGGCACGAGGGCAGCAGCAGCAGCAGCAGGGGGGUGAGGAAGAGGCCGUGGUGGCAGGGCUGCAGCAGGUUGGAUCCUCCAUAGCCACCAACUUCCUCAGGCACGCCCGCUCAGGUCCUCGACCCUACGACGUCCCCAGGAUCGGUGAGUGUUACCUCAGUCUCUCCCCAACACGCACAAAUUAUAACUAUAUAGAAUUAAUAUAUAAAUGUCUCUCUUUCAUGGAUUGGUUCGUGUUGCCUAAAAUGCUCCCUUUAUAAAAAGAUUUGUCCUUC
This is a messenger RNA of Macrobrachium nipponense, 1106 nucleotides long. RefSeq names its product ras-interacting protein RIP3-like. The record is from RefSeq and is a predicted model, not a curated record. Bases 63 to 1091 code for a protein of 342 amino acids. The transcript has a single exon. NCBI's taxonomy places the organism in Eukaryota, Metazoa, Arthropoda, Malacostraca, Decapoda, Palaemonidae.